UAGCAACGUUCAACAACCCCUCAUUGCAAUCUACUAUUCAUAGUCCCCCAAUACUCAAUACCCCAACUCAUACAACUCUCAUUACAAUUCUUCAUACAACUCUCAAUACAACCUCACCCCCUGCCUCUAAACCACAACCUUCACAACCCCGCCCGGUCCUCGCACUCCUACGACGUUAUGGCGACUACAAGCACCCACCUCGUCGUCAGUGUGGCUUUCCAAGACGCCGGAGAUGCUACGAGAGCCAUCGCCAUAGCUGUCGCGCUGCGGGAGAGCUGUCCCCUUGGACACGACCUAAAGAUCACCUUCCUUUCAUGCGGAAGUCGUUUCGAGCACUUGAUCACAAGUGCUGGUUUCGAAAUUGUCGCCUGUCAACCCCGUGUCAAAGGCCGCAGCGUUGCCCACGAUUUGGGAUGGGAUUUUCCAGAAUUCUUUGGCUCGGAGCAAAUUGCCAAAACCUUCAUCGAUGGCCAGCUGGAAGCUUUCCGUUCUCUACGACCAGAUGCUGUGUUCCACGGAAUGUGGGCUCCUGCUAGCAUUGCAGCACGCUUACUUGGCAUACGGACUAUCAACUUCCUUCCUGUGCCGCUACACCCAUCUAGUUUCACCAAUGGCUUAAUCCGGGACCUACCUGACAUGAUGCCGCUAUUCACUCGUCUGCCUCGCCCUAUCCGCCAGAAGCUAGCAUGGUGGGGGAGCGGCCUGAUGAUACUAUUCCACGCCGACUACUCCGACCGACUGCCACGCAAUAUCGCUAUAACGGGCCCACUCUUUGCAAAGAGCGACGCUGAGCUCGAUGCGGAUAUUGUUGCACACAUGCGCAAAGGCCCCGGCCCCGCUAUUCUUGUCACAAUGGGUAGCUCCGGUACCGAAGAAUUCCUUUUCGAGGCCAUUCGCGCUUUCACCAUGUCUCCCAAUGACGACUGGAAUAUUGUUGUCCUUGCAUCGCCAUCAAUUUGCUCACCAGACGAAGCCCGUGCCGUCGCAGGCAAUGAUCCGCGCCUGCUUGUGACGGACCGAUUCAUCCCUGCUCUGAAGGCGACUGCACUGGCAGAUGUUGCUGUCAUCCAUGGUGGUCAGGGCACAGUACAGACUGCAAUGGCGGCAGGUACCCCCAUUGUUGGCGUGGCAUUGCAGAUCGAGCAGCAGACCAAUCUCGACAAUGCAAUGAACGCCGGAGUUGGUAUCCGUGUGCAGCGACAACACUGGAACCCUAAGGCCAUCCGCGAGGCUGUGCAAAAGGUACAGCGGGACGCUAGCUACAGGUCGAAUGCAAGGGCUCUUGCUGAGAAGAUCAACGAUAUGGAUGGGGCGAAAGUUGCAGCAGACUGCAUGUGGAAUUUCCUGCUGAAGGAUGAAGAGAAGGUACCAAUCCUCAGCUACGAGACGAAAUCGUAAUCUCGAGGUCACUCUCAGAGUUUUCUUGGGUCAACGAGCUAGUCAGGCGUACUGCCGCUAGAGGAUGAGGUUGCUCGUAUUCGCGAACAUGAUUUUCUUAUGCGAUAUGGUUGCUGGAGAUCGACAACUUUUGCAGAUUUCAUAUGCAGCUGGUGAUGGGUGUUUGGU
Molecule: messenger RNA, 1566 nt
Organism: Lindgomyces ingoldianus
Lineage: Eukaryota; Fungi; Ascomycota; Dothideomycetes; Pleosporales; Lindgomycetaceae
Product: glycosyl transferas-like protein
Exons: 2
Coding region: 178-1398 (406 amino acids)
Molecular function (GO): UDP-glycosyltransferase activity
Source: RefSeq, a predicted model, not a curated record